Felis catus (domestic cat) is the source of this 1649-nucleotide messenger RNA. It is a transcript of the gene RRP9, whose product is annotated as ribosomal RNA processing 9, U3 small nucleolar RNA binding protein. The transcript is spliced from 16 exons. Bases 217 to 1575 code for a protein of 452 amino acids. Lineage: Eukaryota; Metazoa; Chordata; Mammalia; Carnivora; Felidae. Gene Ontology annotation, cellular component: small-subunit processome. Gene Ontology annotation, molecular function: snoRNA binding; protein binding. The record is from RefSeq and is a predicted model, not a curated record.
AGUCUUGCCAGACCGCCUGGGUUUAGCAGCCACGUGAGUUCUCCGUGGCGGUCCUUACACGCAAGGUGGGCAGCAUGUCGGCGGCAGCGGCGGCUCGAAAACGCGGAAGGUCGGCCUCGGGGGCCGGGGCCGGUGCAGGGGUCGGCAAGCGGCGGCGGAAGUCUCAGGCGGAUUCUGCCGGGGAGAAGGGCAAGUCCAAGGGAGGCGGCAAGAUGAAUGAGGAGAUCUCCAGCGACUCCGAGAGUGAGAGGGUCCCAAUGCGAGACCAGUGAGAGCUCCCUCAUUGGCAGGGACCUGAGCACAGGCUGGACUGGCUGCCUAGCUCCCAGGAGGACUGAGGAGGAAGAGGAGGAGGAGCUGGAGGAGACAGCCCAGGAAAAGAAGCUGCGCUUGGCCAAACUCUACUUGGAGCAGCUCAGGCAACAAGAGGAGGAGAAGGCUGAGGCCCAGGCAUUUGAGGAGGACCAGGUGGCAGGGCGCCUGAAGGAGGACGUGCUCGAGCAGAGAGGCAGGCUGCAGAAGUCGGUGGCAAAGGAGAUUCAGGCCCCAGCCCCAGCUGACAUCCAAGUCUUGCGGGGGCACCAGCUCUCCAUCACAUGCGUGGUCAUCACCCCCGACGACUCAGCCAUCUUCUCUGCUGCCAAAGACUGCACCAUUAUCAAGUGGAGUGUUGAGAGCAGACGGAAGCUUCAUGUGAUCCCACGAGCCAAGAAGGGUGUGGAGGGGCAGCCCCCCGGCCACGGCAGCCACAUCCUCUGCAUGGCCAUCUCCUCUGACGGCAAGUACCUUGCCUCGGGUGACCGCAGCAAGCUCAUUUUCAUUUGGGAGGCCCAGAGCUGCCGGCACCUGUACACUUUCACGGGACACCGGGACGCUGUGUCGGGGCUGGCCUUCCGCAGAGGCACCCACCAGCUCUACAGCACGUCCCACGACCGCUCUGUGAAGGUGUGGAAUGUGGCGGAGAACUCCUAUGUGGAGACACUCUUUGGGCACCAGGACGCUGUGGCCGCGCUGGAUGCCCUGAGCAGGGAGUGCUGCGUGACGGCCGGGGGCCGAGACGGGACGGUGCGCGUGUGGAAGAUCCCGGAGGAGUCCCAGCUUGUCUUCUAUGGCCACCAGGGCUCCAUCGACAGCAUCCAGCUCAUCAAUGAGGAGCACAUGGUGUCGGGUGCAGAUGAUGGCUCUGUGGCCUUGUGGGGCCUCUCUAAGAAGCGGCCACUUGCCCUGCAGCGUGAGGCCCAUGGGCUGCGGGGGGAGCCAGGCCUGGAGCAGCCCUUCUGGGUGUCAUCGGUGGCAGCCCUUCUCAACACGGACCUUGUGGCUACAGGCUCCCACAGCUCUUGCGUGCGGCUCUGGCAGUGUGGGGAGGGCUUCCGACGGCUUGACCCUCUCUGUGACAUUCCCUUGGUGGGCUUCAUCAAUAGCCUCAAGUUCUCCACCUCUGGGGAUUUCCUGGUGGCUGGGGUGGGGCAGGAGCACAGGCUUGGCCGCUGGUGGCGCAUCAAAGAGGCUCGGAACUCCGUCUGCAUCAUCCCCCUCCGCAGGGCCCCCAGGCCCCCCACUGCCGGCUCCUGACUCCUCUCCACUUUAUUUAAGUCCUUCCCAGGCCAGGCCCUGCCCUCUUUGUAUUAAAAGCCUCCUCUUUUGGG